AUGCACGGUGUUAAAAAGUCCUCCCCAGCUAGUGAAGCUCAGUUAGCUGAGCUGAAAAGAGAACGCAAGGAGAAGCUCCAAAAAUUUAUUUAUGGCAAAAACUUGGUCUUCACGAAGAGGGGAAACAGUAAGUAAAUAAUUUUAUUUGUUUAUAUUGAUGUUUAGAAGAGUUUGACGAUGAACUUCUGGAGGUAACGGGUGAGCUUGUGAAGAAGCAGCCAAACAUGUACACGGUGUGGAACAUACGAAGAGAAGUGCUGGAAGAAAAGGCAAAUGUAAUGGUUUAUAAAACCAGUUUUAUACCGUUUGUUUUUCUAGUGUUUUAUGUUGUUUUUGAUCUUGAUACGUGUUUAUUUAUUUUUUUUUCAGAAGAAAGAAGAAUCUGAAGAUGAGUAUACUGCUCGUUUAGCUGAAAUGUACGAUGGAGAACUCAAGUUGUCGAUGCAAGCUUUAUUAAGUGAUCCGAAAAGUUACUCUGCAUGGUAUCAUCGUGACUUCGUGCUAUCCAAACAUCCGAAACCUGAUUUUAAACGAGAAUUGGAGAUCUGUGAGAAGGCUUUGGAGUUUGAUUGCCGAAACUUUCAUUGCUGGGACCAUCGACGGUUUACGGCCCAGUUGGCCAAGCUUGACGAAAGUGAAGAAUUGGAGUUUUCCGACCGUUUGGUUAGCAAGAAUCCUUCGAAUUACUCAGCAUGGCAUUACCGAGGAACAUUGUUGCCAAAGAUAGCUCCAAAUUCUAAUGGAAAUCCAAUUUGUAUCAACGAUGAGAGGCUGCAACAGGAGUUCGAUGUAAGCUGUUUACUACAUUUAUGUUAAAAGUGGAUUGGGAGACUAUAAGGCUACUUUUAUUUGGCCAAUUUUUAAUUAAAAUAGUUAUGUUUUAGAAGGUAAAAGUACCUACUUGCUAUAACACUGAAGAUCAAACAGCCUGGACUUACUGUCGUUGGUUGAGCGAAGUUUCAUGUGUUGGGCCUGUGGAGCCAACUUUGAUUGUAUCGGUUACUUUUGUAGCUCUUAAUCAAGCUCUCAUUGUAUUCAACAACUCAGUAGAUAAGGAGUUUGUCAAUCGGACUGUAAAAGCGGAUACCUACACGCCAAUAUCUGUUGUAAAUCUGCCGAAAAAUGAUAAAUAUAUAAAGACAAAGCUGUGGAUGGUGCGAAGAGAUGCAGGAUUUGACUUUCCUGUAGCCUUUGGAGUGGAAUUAGAAGAUGAUCGUGUUGAGAGCGUUGAGAAGGAGGGUUACUGUAACAAGAGGUAUCUUAAAAAUGUAAGUUUUUAUAAUUAUUUUUAGGUUGAUUAUUAGUAUUUCACUAUGUGUUAGUAUUAUAUUAUAUAAUGAUGUAUAUUUUGAUUUAUAUUAUUGUUGUAGCACUUCGCAAUCAAAAACCUGUGUGUAACAGAGACAUCAACCAAUAUACUCACGGAGUUGGUGGAAAUGUGUCGCGAGUUGAUGAAGGAUGACGACAAAAACCCUGUAAGUAUAUAUUUUACUUUUUAGUGAAAGGAAGUGACACAAGUAGAACACUUCUUUUAGUGGGAACCUCUUGCUCUUGCGCGUACGUUAUUACUGCUUAAAAGAUCAGACAAAGACAAUUUGGCAGAGGUAGAUGCGAUGCUACAGAAGGCCAUUGAAUUAGAUCCCCAGAGGAGGAAUGUCUAUCAGAAUAUAAUUGAUAUCGUGAGAAUCACUGAAAACCUUUGUCAUCCCAUGGAGAACUUGGACAAAGUAAUAUCAAGAGAUGAAAACGAAGUAAACUUAUCUCAACGCAAUAUAAGAUCGUACGUUUUAAAGUUCGAUUUAUUAUAGUUAUUGCUUUUUAAUUUUGCGAUUUUUAUUUUUAAAUUAAAAUUUGUUUGAAAAAUCAUUUCAGGUCAAUAGCCGUUUCUUUCAACAUAAAACUAAUAAAUAAACGUUUAGAGUUAGCCAUCUACAUUAUCUUGCUGGACAUAUCAACUCUUUGGUGCUUCAGUAUAACAGGAUUGAAGAUACCAAACAAUUUAACAGCUUUCCAUUGCUUAUUCACCUUACACUAGAUGACAAUCCGGUGACAAAAGUACACUCCGACCUUCGGUUACCUUGUUUGGAGUUUCUCUCAUUAGCCAGAUGCCAAAUUCAGUCUUCUGAUGCUUUAAAGUGCCUUCCUAAUGUAGCUCCAAACCUCAAACGUCUUCUAAUAUGUGAAACUCAGCUAGCCAAAGACGAAGAACAGCUGAAACUGCUGAAGGAUAGUUUUGAACAACAACAAUAUCAUGUAACUGUCAUUGUACAUUAUUUGUAA
This is a messenger RNA of Bursaphelenchus okinawaensis, 2280 nucleotides long. NCBI's taxonomy places the organism in Eukaryota, Metazoa, Nematoda, Chromadorea, Rhabditida, Aphelenchoididae. The record is from the annotation of a GenBank genome assembly.